AUGGAGUCUAUUGUCUACGAAACGCAACCUCUCCUCAGGGGUAUGGUAGUUGGAACUAUCAUGCUGCUCUGCUACCGAUAUGGACUUGCGCUCUCGAUUCUCCAACUAUACUUGAACUUUAUGUACCGCAUCACCAAUGAGAAAGGGAAACCGCUACGUGGCCCAGAGUUCAGCUGGCCCGAUGGCCAAACCGUUGAGAAGUUCCUGCAAGGAGGUCAGAAAAGCUUCUCAUGGCAGGCAUACGGUCCCUUGUAUCGUAUCUGGACAGUGUUUCGACCUGAAGUGGUCAUUACGCGACCAGAGGAUGUCAAAGCAUUCUUCUUCGACUCGCAUACCCACCAAAAGGCGGCCUCGAGUAACGCCGGCUGGCUCUUCUCACAAAUCCUGGGAGACUGCCUUGGUCUGAUCAAUGGCGAGCGAUGGUCCCGAGUGCGCCAUGCAUUCGACCCCUUUUUCACACGCAAGAUCUCAGCACAACGACUACCUCACAUCAUGGCGGCUGGAGAAGGCUAUGUAAACGAGGUACAUCAAUACGAUCUUGGAGGAAAACAGGCUGCUUCAACAAUCAAUCUAAACGCAGUCGAUGCUUUUCAGAGAUUUCCCUUCUUCUAUGUGGCGGAAAUCAUCUACGGUCCACUGGGAAUUACUGAACGCGUAGAAUUAUGGAAGUUGGCAGAAACUCACACGAAUAUCUUCAGACGCCUGGUCCAAGGCGGAAUCCAUCGGUACAAGGCAACAAAGUUUCUAUCCACAUCGGCGUACAAGGAGACUGCACAUUUUGUCGCAGCAUGGCGCCAGUUCACCCUAGAGCUGGCACAGAAACAACUUCGCGAGGGGCGGACAUCACCAUUGACGGAUUUGAUGGCCGAAGUAGAAGAUGGCAAGGUAACCUUGAACGAGGUCCUCCACACGAUCGACGAAUCUCUUUUUGCAAACUUGGACGUCACGACCCAUGUAUUGACAUGGGCUAUCGUACUAUUGGGCAACCACCCCGAUGUCCAGGAAUUGGUGCGCUCCGAAAUCAAAGCAAACACAAAUGACCUCGAGACAUACAUGAAUCGGAAGGACACGCUUCUACAUUAUUCACUUCUUGAAAGUCUGCGCGUGCGUCCUCUACUAGCUUUUACGAUACCGGAAAGUGCCCAGGAAGACAAGGUUCUGAGCGGCUACAGGGUGCCCAAGAACACAGACAUACGGUACAACCUUUCGACUUUUGGCUUUGGCCCGAGGAAAUGUCUCGGCCAACACAUGGCGGAGAAUAUGAUCAAGGCUAUCCUUGUGCCUCUGCUGAGGCAGUUCCGGUUUAAGCUACUAGCGGAUCAGUAUAAGAAUGGGGAGUAUAAGGUCGAUAAGACGAAUUGGGUAACCUUGUCCGAUGUCAAUCUCGAGAUGGAAAGGAUUCCGUCAGGAGGCUCGUAG
Molecule: messenger RNA, 1419 nt
Organism: Plenodomus lingam JN3
Lineage: Eukaryota; Fungi; Ascomycota; Dothideomycetes; Pleosporales; Leptosphaeriaceae
Source: RefSeq, a predicted model, not a curated record